AGAUUUGUUAGAUGAUUUAUGGAAUUGUAUUUGUUAUAUACGUGAUUUCAAAUAAUCAUCAUCUGUAUCUUGAAAUAUCCCAAUAAAAACAGUUUCAACAAAAGUAGGCAUUGCUCGAAAGUCUCAAUUUAAUUUUGGCGUGGAAUUUGAAAAUUUCAAAUUUCCCAAAAAAAACUUGCCGCGAGAUUUUGGAGCCAAAUUGGAGCCCCACUCUUUUAAAAGUUCGUUUAUGUUUCCCGGUUUCCCUACCAGAUUUCAACUCCACCGAAAGACCCACACACGCCGACGCCGACGCCGACUCAGAUCUGAAAACAUGUUAGUUCAGAGCUGUACUCCGAGUUCAGUUGAAGCAAGGAAACAGGAUCUUUGCAUUUCCGUACUUAAAACGUAUAAGCUCCAAAAGAUUUCCCUUCAUAAAAGUUGUGCUGCUGCUGCUGUUCAAGUUUCCGGAAUUGAUGACUCUAUUCAGUCGUGUAAGCUGUGUGGUAAAUCCGAAAACGUAUUGAAUCUGUUACUUUGUGAUCGUUGUGAGGAAGCGUUUCAUGUGUCUUGCUGCAAACCCAGGGUGGUUUUGCCAAUUGACGAGUGGUUUUGUCAUUCCUGUGCAAAAAUGUCGGAGAUUAAUUCCUUCUCCAAAUCACGUACUAUUAGUCAGGGGAUUGGCCCAUGUCAAUUUGAAUUCGGUCCAGUAUUGGGUCCAAUAGCAGCCAUGAUCAAGUACCCGGACCCAUUUAUUUCUAAGGUUCGAAUUGGCGAAGCAUAUCAAGCCCAAGUUCCUGACUGGGCUCCUCCCACUGAAGUCAAAACUGACAACGGGGGUUGUUCUGAUUGUGCCGACUCUCAGUUGAAAUCACAUACUGCUUCUAGAAAGAGAAAACAAGAGUUUUCAUCAUAAACUGGUGGAGAAGUCUAAAUAAACGUCAGUGAUUUGACACAUUCAUAUACCGAUCAGACUGAUAACAAUAAAGGGACGGACUUGGUUUACGAUUUGCAACUGAAAACUUAAUUCGUCUGUAUCUACCUGUGCUUCUGAAUCCUACUCGCUUAUCCAGUUUUGAGCCCGUAGCAUUGAUUAGUAUGAUACCCUUAAUUAAUGCAUGCAGUUGCCUUGCCUACUUUCCCUAUCUCUAUGCCCCUUAGCCUUCAAAUUGCUUAUCCAGUUUUGAGCUUAACAUUUAGCAUGAUACCUCUAGUGCGCCUAGUUUGCUCCAUCCUUUUGGCUACCUAGCCCCACCGAGCUAGCUCACUCAAUCGCCAUCAUCAUCAUCUUCGUUUCUUCCUCCCAUUUCAAUCCUUAUUCGGUGGUUGUACUGACUCCCAUUUCAAUCCUUUAAUUUCCUCAUUAAUCAGUACUGGUUGUUGUGAUCGUCAUGCUCUUCGCAAUUGCAAACAGAGUGACUGGUACGUUUGACCCCCACUAUCAAGCAUCAACCGAACUAGUAGUGCCUGCAACAGCAAGCUCACUACAAAGUGCAUUUCAACUGUGGGUCAACAAGUCAUCAACCACCACACACAAGUGAUCUCACAAUGAUAGAGCUGGAGAAGUGGUGAGUACACGUUCAAAGAGUCAUAUUUGCAUCCCCCGGUCAACUUCAAUAUCGUGUUUUUCAUAGAAUUAUUCACUUUUGUUUAUUGCUUAAUUUCCGUUGGCAAAUCUAAAAGCAAAGUCACUUGUUUCUUUCGCUUUCGACCCAUAUUAUCCUUCUGUACAACUAGGCAUAUUACUGGCAAUCCUAUCCCAUUGUGGGGGCCAUUACUUGAUUUGUAUUGUAUUACAUGACCAACCAAUAGAGUUUCUGCUGAUCAUUCCGUCGUUGGAUGGAUCCAACUUAUUCAACAACGGGCAAAUUAUAUAGUAACGUUUUCUGACAAAACAAAAGGAUCAGAUAGGAAAGAAGGUUCAUAUGUCACUAAUAUGAGCGAAAAGUAGCGUCUAAAUUAUUUUCAUAACUUUAGUUUUUUAGCUUAAUUUAGCAUAAUUUAUACCGUGUAAAAAGCAACCCAAAUGAUGAAUUUUAAAACAGAAAUUUAUUUUAAAAAUUAUAUUAUUAAAUUACUGUUUAUAAAAGUUGGUAAACAAUAAUAGCUUUCAUAAAUUAAAAAUUGCGGCUGUUUUUAAAUUAAUCUCAGUUCUCCCAAAUUACUGAAUUAGACCUUAAUCUGGUUGAAACCGGUAUGUAUGGAAAAAAAAAACCACUGAAUUAGCCGUGUGUUAAGGCCCAUAGCCCAUUGGAAAACAAAGGAAAAGAGGACGGUCGGCAGCGUAGGCCAAAAUAAU
This is a messenger RNA of Rosa chinensis, 2278 nucleotides long. RefSeq lists its product as uncharacterized. The record is from RefSeq and is a predicted model, not a curated record. The coding region runs from base 230 to 895 and encodes 221 amino acids. Gene Ontology annotation, molecular function: transcription corepressor activity. The transcript is spliced from 5 exons. Gene Ontology annotation, biological process: negative regulation of DNA-templated transcription. Lineage: Eukaryota; Viridiplantae; Streptophyta; Magnoliopsida; Rosales; Rosaceae.